UUUCCCAGGGAGGAGGGCCCCGGGCUUAUUCACAGGGCGGGUCCUCAGGUGCUCUCAGCUCAAGUCUGCUUUCACUCGAGCGCCUCUCAGUGAUGUGGACAUAGUCAGCUCCCAGCCUCAGACCCCUGUCCUCCAUUAUCUGUUAGGGAUCCAAGGUGUUCUCUCUGGGAAGCCAGAGCCCAAGGGCUUCCUUCCCAAGGAGCGAGUUCCCUCUUAGUGUGAGGGAAAGCAAAGGCUAGAAGAGGAGGAGGAGGAGAAAGAGAAGGAGGAGGAAACAGCUGAAGGAGGGGCAGGGCCUGGAAGUCAACUCUGAAGGGAGGAGUGACCAGCCAAUGCGGGGCAAGUGGACUGCACCCUGACCUACUGCGCCGGGACAGCACAGGGUCCUCAGGUAUUUCUGAGUAAGUGGGAUCCACUUUCCUCCCAAUUCUACUGGGAAAGAGGGGGUCUCUGAUACCCCGCCAGUUCCCUCUAGUCACAGAGGCUUUCUGAAAAAGUCACACUGAAGUGGAAUUCCCUUCCCAACAGAGGAACGAACCAAACCACUCACCCUCCCUCCCGAGGCCCUUGUCUAGGACAGACAUUUGUCUCAAGGUCCUGGGCUGGGACGGCACGGGCCAACAGGGCUGCUGACCACACUCCCCAUUUGCUGUCCCAGGACCACAUGAGGAUGCUGCCUUGGCUUCUUGUCUUCUCUGCUCUUAGCGUCCAAACCUUGGGUGUUUCCUCAUGGGACAAAACACAAGUGAAACAAGUGUCAAAGAGGCUGCAGAACCUGUUUGAAAACAUCUCCCAGUUCACCAAAAAAGGCAAACUGGGUCAUAACGAUAUCUUCACAAUGGUCUCUCGCAAGGAGUGGGGAGCAGAAGCUGUAGGCUGCAGGUCUGCGCUGACCACACCAGUGGAUGUCCUUGUCACACACCACGUCCUUGGAAUGGAGUGCCGCGACCAGACCGCCUGCAGUCAGAGGCUGCGGGAACUGCAGUCCUAUCAUGUCCACAACAACAGCUGGUGUGACGUGGCCUACAACUUCCUGGUCGGGGAUGAUGGCAGAGUGUAUGAAGGUGUUGGCUGGAAUAUCGAAGGCCUGCAUACCCAGGGAUACAAUAAUAUCUCCCUGGGCAUCGCCUUCUUUGGCACCAAGGAAGGCCAUAGUCCCAGCCCUGCAGCCCUGUCAGCCAUGAAGGGCCUAAUCUCCUAUGCUAUCCUAAAGAGCCACCUAUCACCCAGGUACAUCCAGCCACUUUUUGUGGAAGGCGAAAACUGCCUGGUCCCCCCACAGAAGGCAAGCCUGAAGAAAGCUUGCCCCAGCAUUGUCCCACGGUCAGCUUGGAGGGCCAGGGUGGCGUACUGCCACAAGAUGACCCUCCCUGCUAAGUAUGUUAUAAUCCUUCACACGGGUGGGAGAACCUGUAGUGCGGCUGAGGAGUGCCACCUACUGGUCCGAGACCUCCAAUCCCUCUUCAUGGACAAACACAAGAAGUGUGACAUUGGGUACAACUUCCUCGUGGGUCAGGAUGGUGCUGUUUAUGAAGGGGUGGGCUGGAAUGUCCAAGGCUCCUCCACCCCUGGCUACAGUGACAUUGCCCUGGGUAUUGUCUUCAUGGGCACCUUCUCAGGCAGCCCACCCAAUGCCACGGCGCUGGAGGCAGCCCAGGACCUGAUCCAGUGUGCUGUGGUCAAGGGGUACCUGGCCCCCAACUACCUGCUGCUGGGCCAUAGGGACGUGGCUAACACUCUGUCCCCUGGACAGGCUUUAUACAACAUCAUCAAGACGUGGCCUCACUUCAAAAACUGAGGGCAGCCUCCCCUCCUUCUGGGGCUGCUCUUCCCAGUGGGUCUCUGUCCUCACCUCCCACUUUGCUUAAACAUCUAUGUCCACCUCCUCUGCCAACUUUGUUCCAGGUUGGGAUGAUCAUGUCCUUUCCUGCUCACAUCCUCCACCAUCACCAUCCCCAGAUCCCCAUAGCUGGGCAUUUAAAGCCUCCUUGGGUCAUCUCUCUCCUCACCUUCCUGUCCCCUGACCACCCAUCAGCUUGGUCAGGUAAGACACACAGUAGGCCCUGUCAUACCUCUCUCUCCAUUUGUAGCUGCCUGUGUGCCUGGGGUCCCGCCCCCUGCAGUCUGCCGGGCAGCCCAGGCCCUCAUCCGUCACCCAGGCCAUGGUGCGCCCACCCCACCCCGCCUGCUCACACAUUAUUGACUUGUGCAACUUUGGAUGUUUCCCUUAUUUAAAGCCUGUGAUUGUUUAUACAUGUCUGUUAUAACUCCUGGAUUGCAAGUUUCUCUAAGAAGCAGCCAAGUUUUAUUCGUCACUGUGUCCUCAGUUUAUGAGGAGUGCCUGGAAUUUACUAGGUUCUUUAGAUGUUUGUUGAAGAAAUGGAAAAAUAAAUCAAUGAAUGGACCCUG
Molecule: messenger RNA, 2409 nt
Organism: Chinchilla lanigera (long-tailed chinchilla)
Lineage: Eukaryota; Metazoa; Chordata; Mammalia; Rodentia; Chinchillidae
Gene: Pglyrp4
Product: peptidoglycan recognition protein 4
Exons: 10
Coding region: 665-1798 (377 amino acids)
Biological process (GO): peptidoglycan catabolic process
Molecular function (GO): N-acetylmuramoyl-L-alanine amidase activity; zinc ion binding
Source: RefSeq, a predicted model, not a curated record